UGCGGAUUACAGCCACUAUUUUCAAACCGAGUAGUACAUCUUUACACCAUAGACGAUCUUUGGUGACACUUUUCGUUCUGACGCGGCUAGUGCUUGGCUCUGGCUAGCUGUCAAGAAAUAAGACUCCCAUCUCUUUUCCUGUACCAAAUGUCUCCGUGCCAGAAAGGCUCAUGAGACUCCAUUUCCAAUUUCCAGAAUGGAUGGUGCACCUGAGCUAGUCUAAACCACUUUAUUACUGUGUCUCAUUUUCACACUGCUCUCAUGCUGGAUGACAGGAGAUGAGACACUGCGGCCCUGCAGCACACCAUGAGUAUCCAGAGUCUGGGAGGAGCUAUCGGGGAUUCUCUAGGCUCUAGCCUGACGGUGCGUAUGAGUGGAGCAGGCGGCGGCCGGAGCGCUCUCUCUCUGAAGCCGCCUUCCUCCGGACGGAUUGCCUCUCUGUUCCAGGCCAUGGUCCCCACCGGCUACACCAAGCUGCAGGAGGAACGGCUCGCCAUGGUGGACGUCGGAGUCAAGCCCGAGCUCGCCUCGCUCCAGAACGGCUACAGGCAAGAGCCGUCGCACGUAGAAGGCUCCCGACGGCUCCUGGACCGGGCCUCGCGCUCCUCCGUGACUUUGUCCGACUGCGGGGACGGAGUCUACUCCGAAACGGAGCCCAUGCUGGCCGAGAGGAGGCUCUCCGGGGAGGAGGCGGACGAGGAGGCGGAAGAAGAAGAAGAAGAAGGGGAGGUGGAAGGGCAGAGGUCGACCAGGCAGAACAUGCCCAAGGAGUCGCUGCUGGCCAUGGCGCUGCAGAUCUUGCUGCCUUUCCUGCUGGCUGGAUUUGGAACCGUUUCAGCUGGAAUGGUGCUGGAUAUUGUGCAGCACUGGGAGGCAUUCCAGUUCAUCACGGAGAUCUUCAUCCUGGUACCAGCGCUGCUCGGCCUCAAGGGAAACCUGGAGAUGACCCUGGCCUCGAGGCUGUCCACAGCGGUGAAUGUGGGCAAGAUGGAUUCUCCCAUAGAGAAGUGGAAUCUAAUCAUAGGCAACCUGGCACUGAAGCAGGUUCAGGCCACCGUGGUGGGUUUCCUGGCUGCCGUAGCAGCCGUGGUUCUCGGUUGGAUCCCGGAAGGGAAGUUCCAGAUGAGCCACGCUGUGCUGCUCUGCUCCAGCAGCGUGGCCACGGCCUUUAUAGCCUCCCUGCUGCAGGGUAUCAUCAUGGUGGGUGUAAUUGUGGGUUCCAAGAAGACGGGCAUCAACCCAGACAAUGUAGCCACACCCAUUGCCGCCAGUUUCGGGGACCUCAUUACCUUGGCGAUCCUGGCCGGGAUAAGCCAAGGCCUCUACAAGUGCCUAGAUACCUACCCAUAUGUGUCGUCACUGGUUUGCGCCUUCUUCAUGUGUCUGACUCCGCUGUGGAUUGUCAUCUCGUCCAAGCACCCGGCCAGCCGCACCCUGCUCUACUCUGGAUGGGAGCCAGUCAUCACUGCCAUGUUCAUCAGCAGCAUCGGAGGACUCAUCCUGGACAAAACAGUGUCUGACCCAAAUCUGGCUGGCAUCGUGGUGUACACGCCGGUUAUCAACGGAAUCGGGGGUAACCUAGUGGCUAUCCAGGCCAGCAGGUUCUCCACUCACCUGCAUUUCAACUGUGCUCCCGGGGAGGUUCCUGACGAGGCCAAGGGCUGCUACUACCCCUGCCGCACAUUCUGGGGUUCAGGAGCCAAUCAUCGCUCUGCUCAGGUGCUCCUCAUUUUGGUGAUCCCCGGUCACCUGGUCUUCCUCUACACCAUCCACCUGAUGAAGAGCGGACACACCACGCUGACGCCCAUCUUCAUGUCCGUCUACCUGGCUGCUGCUGCGCUGCAGGUGUUGCUGCUGUUGUGCAUAGCGGACUGGAUGGUGCACUCCAUGUGGCGGAGCGGCAAAGAUCCCGACAGUUUCUCCAUCCCUUACCUGACAGCUCUGGGUGACCUGUUUGGCACCGCCCUGCUGGCGCUCAGCUUCCACUUCCUGUGGGUCAUAGGAGACCAAGACAGCGAUGUGGGCGACUGAGGCGGUGAUGGCGGGGAACGCUGCUCCUGCUCCUGCCCUUGCCCUCCCCACCACCCCCCCCCUCCCCCCGGCUUCUCCCUUUUUCUUAAGCCUUGUGGGAAUGUUGGUGCCCUUCUCUCUCUGGCCAGCACAUUCCUCUGCUUCACGUCACUUGAACCACAUGAUGGUUUUUUGGAAACUAUUUUCUCCCCCUCACAGUUUGUUUGUUUUUUUUAUACACACAAAAGACAUUAUAUUCCAUAAAAUCUUGACUGUUCUCAGUACAGAUUUUUCCUCUGCAUAGUUUGCACCAAAGCACUUGCAUAUUAUAUAUUGAUGGUCUUGUUAAGAGCCGUCAACCCACAGCAGCUGAGGAAACCUUUGCUGCUGCGUGCUGUUGCGUUCUCUGCCAGCCAAACAUCAGUCAAAAAAAAAAAUCUUUUGUUGGUUUGUAUUUUUGGGGAUUUACCACCCACCGUGUCACAAACUUUGUUACCUGCCUUGUGUAAUACGGCUUCGCAACAUCAAGCCAGUGGAGGGACACCGAGACGGCUGGGAUGGAGGCAAGAAAAGAGAAAAGUUUAUCCGAGGUCAAGUCGCUUUGAAGUGCCACGUUAGCAGGUCUGCACCAGCACUAGGGUUAGACGGGAAUAACACACAUUUGUAACGAUGGCUGGAGAAGUCGAUGUUUCUUACUGCGUCUACGUGUUUCCAUGGUUCCGUUUUCACCAAACUCAGCUCAAGCUCUAUCCAUACACAGCAGUUAUGACUUUAUCUCUUUUUUUUCCUAUUUUAAUAUUUUGAGUUCUCCCACAAUGUUCUCUGCAAGGAUGAGGCUAUACAAUUGGUCCUAGCUGCAUGUAAGCCAACAUGCACGGGUGCAGUUCUGAGACAAUUCUGUUUUUUUCUUUUACGUUUUCUAACCUGAUUGAUGUUUACAUAGGGACGUAGGAACGAAAGUGUCAAAAUAAAAAUCAUUUGAUCAUUUUUAA
Molecule: messenger RNA, 3002 nt
Organism: Perca flavescens (yellow perch)
Lineage: Eukaryota; Metazoa; Chordata; Actinopteri; Perciformes; Percidae
Gene: slc41a2b
Product: solute carrier family 41 member 2b
Exons: 11
Coding region: 307-2031 (574 amino acids)
Biological process (GO): monoatomic cation transport
Cellular component (GO): plasma membrane
Molecular function (GO): monoatomic cation transmembrane transporter activity
Source: RefSeq, a predicted model, not a curated record